AUGGAUUCAUGGGUGGUGCUCCUCCUCCUCCAGCGUGGCUACACCGUCCACGCCACCCUAUACUAUCCGAUUGCAAAGACUCUGGCAGAAAAAGCAGGUUGGGAGUUUGCAAAGGAGACAGGUUUUGAUGUUGGCACAGCAUUGGGCCCUCUCCUUCCACCAACCAUCAAUUCAAGCAUGGGUGUGCUGGUGGGAAAGAGACAUAGGAAGAUUUUUCUGGCACACAUUUUGGCACUUGAGAACAAGAAAGCAUCAGGAAGACACUUGUGUGGAAUCUAUUCGUCACUUUAG
Molecule: messenger RNA, 291 nt
Organism: Sphenostylis stenocarpa
Lineage: Eukaryota; Viridiplantae; Streptophyta; Magnoliopsida; Fabales; Fabaceae
Source: the annotation of a GenBank genome assembly